Molecule: messenger RNA, 9015 nt
Organism: Astyanax mexicanus (Mexican tetra)
Lineage: Eukaryota; Metazoa; Chordata; Actinopteri; Characiformes; Acestrorhamphidae
Product: arf-GAP with Rho-GAP domain, ANK repeat and PH domain-containing protein 1
Exons: 35
Coding region: 452-5263 (1603 amino acids)
Biological process (GO): signal transduction; positive regulation of GTPase activity
Molecular function (GO): GTPase activator activity; protein binding; phosphatidylinositol-3,4,5-trisphosphate binding
Source: RefSeq, a predicted model, not a curated record
CGCACACUCACAAGCUCACGCGCCCCCGCCCGCGCGCACACACAGGCUCGAGGGAAAAGAGUGGUUUGGUGAGAGUUUAAGCGGAGAAACUCCGAGUUCCAGGCGGAGCAGAGGAGAUACCGAGGCCGGAGUUCAGGCGGUGAGGUGGCGGAGCAGAGCCGGGCUCGGGUCGCUGGAGCUCGGUGUUAUUACUGUGGGAAUAGCGGUGUUUGGGACUGAAACCCCGGAGCAAUUCUACUGAAGCCGGUUGCACUAUGUUUUGACUAAAUGUUUUUUAGUGCCACUGGAUGCAACUCAACUCCAAACCAUGAUCCAUCCACCCCCAUGCUUAACAGUUGAUGAUUGGAUCCAGAUGCUGACCUAAACUCCAGCCCAUCCAUCCACCUGUUGCUGGAACCCAUCUGCUGUAUUGUGUGCUGGUGCUUGGUCCUGCAGUGUCCUGUCUGAAAUCAUGUCCUCCACCACAGCGGCUGGAGCAGGUUCUCAGCCUGUUCCUGACUGGCUGGGCGGGCUUCACCUUGAGCAGUACUGCACUGCUUUCCAUGAAGCUGGACUUACAACACUGUGGGAAUGCAGGAGGCUGACCACAAGCCAACUGGAGGACAUGGGCAUCUGCUUGAAGGGACACAGGAGGCGGAUUCUUGGAAGCCUGCAGAAGCACUUUCCUUCAGAACGAGGGAUGGAAGAGGAGGACGAGGAUGACAAGCCUGUUCCGAUGGAGAGGACGAAAUUCAGAGGACACGUUCAGGGGACGUCAUCGGAGUGUUCGGGAAGCUCUCAGUCUCAAGCUGGCAAACUUCAAAACCACAACCAGAACAUUGCUCCUCCUCCUAUCCCUCCCCGACACAUCCCGAACCGCCCACCUGUACCUUUCACAUCCCAGCCUGUUGCCGUAGCAACCACCGACAGUCCCGUACCUGCGAAAGCUAGCAGUCCCAUCUCUCCAACAAGCGCAUCUUUACCAACAAUCAAACCGAGGCAUACAACUCCUGCUGCUCCAGUCCCUCAAGCCAGACCCACUCCUGCUCCAAGGCCACGCCCAGAAAGCUUGCCUCUAAAACAGACGACGGAAAAGCAUCAGAGUGUCGACAAAAAGCUUUCGCCCAUCUCUCCAUGUGUGUCUUCCUCCUCAUCAUCGUCCUCGUUGUCGUCAUCAUCGUCUUUAUCGUUAUCUUCAGAACAGUUUCACCUGUACGAGCAGUGUUCUUCUCCAGGGCAGGCCGAGAUGGGGAUUCCUCCUCUACCCCCAAAAGCUUACGCCAUCGGGGCCUCCAGAGAGCCCAAGUUGGCUCCUCCUGGUAAACCUACCCGCAGACCACCUAUACCUCCUCGUACCACUAACCCCCCCACCACCACCAGCACCACCAGCACCAACAACCCCCCCACCACCACCAGCACCACCAGCACCAACAACCCCCCCACCACCACCAGCACCACCAACCACAAUAAUGCCGCGGCACAACCCAAAAGUCCUCCAGCUCUCAGCUCCUCUCCAGUGGAUGAUCUCUUGGAUUUAGAACAAGCUCCAGACGUACCACCACGGCCCGCAUCUCAGAGCCCGAAGAAAGUAGUUCCCUUACCCCCCUCUCAGAGCAGGCUGGUGGAUUCUUCAGAAAGUUCGGAUGAGUAUGAAGAUUUGGGACAGAGCAGAUGUGGAACCACUGACCCCUUAGACAUGGCAGACAAGAGUACGUCCCUGCCAGUUCCCAUAAUACCCAAACCUCGCUACAGCAGCCUGUGCAGUGAUGACGAAGUUCUAGACGAUGAAGGUGACCUCUGUUACGAGUCUGUGCCGGAGAAGAGGGAUCUGUGGAUUGAGAACUACAGUUCACUCCCCAGCACACAGAACAGCAUCUACCUGCCAGUCACAGGACGGGUUUUAGCCCCUUCCCCUAAAACAGACUCCACCCCUCAGCUCACACCGGUCAUAAAGAUGGGCUGGCUGGACAAGAACCCUCCACAGGGGUCACUGAUCUACCAACGACGUUGGGUCAAACUGGACGCUGAUUACCUGAGAUACUUCGACAAUGAAAAGGAAGUCUAUUCAAAGCGAGUCAUACCAACCUCCUCCAUCACGGGGGUGGCUAACGUGGGAGAUCAGAAGUUUGAGGUCGUCACACACAAUCGGAUCUUUCUUUUCCGAGCAGAGAGUGACUCUGAGAGGAAUGAAUGGGUUUCAGUGCUGCAGGAUAUGACCGGUCCGGUCCGUGCGAGGGUGAGCAAUGAGUUGACCCUUAACCCCAUGGUGAACUCUGAGAUGAAGGGUUAUCUGGAGCUGCGGGGUCUGCGCUCUAAACUCUACACUGUGGUGUGUGGAGAUAAAGUCUUCCUCUACAAAAAUAUUGAGGAAUAUAAAAUGGGUAUUGGGAUUACCUCCAUAGACAUGAACGUAGGGAAUGUGAAAGAAAUGGACAGGAGAGCAUUUGACCUGACCACACCCUACCGCAUAUUCAGUUUUAUAGCAGAGACCGACCAGCUGAAGGACCAGUGGGUGGAGGCCAUGCGCAACUCCAUCGCAGAAGCUCUGUCCAAUUACGAGGUUGCUGAGAAGAUAUGGGCGGAGCCAGAUAACCAGAAAUGUGCCGACUGUGGCGCCCCCAAACCCGAGUGGGCGGCCAUUAACCUGUGUGUGGUCUUCUGCAAACGUUGUGCAGGAGAGCACCGCAGCCUUGGCCCCAGCAUAUCAAAAGUACGGAGUCUCAAAAUGGACAAGAAGGUUUGGACUAAUGAGCUUAUCCAGCUGUUUCGGGUGCUAGGCAACGAGCGGGCCAAUCAGUUUUGGGCGGCUAACGUCCCGCCCAGUGAGGCGCUGAGUGUGUGCAGUAGCAGCGAGGAGAGGCGGCGCUUCAUCACAGCCAAAUACCGGGAGGGGAAAUACCGCCGGUACCAUCCGCUCUUCGGCAACCAGAAAGAACUCAACAAUGCGUUGUGUAUUAAUGUGCAGUCUAAUGACGUGUGUGAGACCCUGGCCCUGGUGUUUUGUGGAGCUGAUGUGAACUGUGACACAGGCCUCCCAGAUUCCCCCUCCCCUAUUGCCCUUGCAGUGAACUACGGGCAGGCCUUACAGGUGGAGUUCCUCACGCAGAACCGCAACACAGAAAUCCCAAGAUCCGAAGUGAAGCUUGCCAUACACACAGAGCACUACAUGGCCCCGCCUUCCAUCACACACAAUGGCUUCCUGUUUAAAACCGCCUCCAUGGCCCGUCCAAUCACAGAGCGGAAGAACAAAGAAGAGUUCAGCAGGCGCUGGUGUGUGCUAAAUGAUGGAAACUUUAAUUAUUAUGAAAGUGAUAAGAACGCCACGCCCAACGGGGGUCUGAAGAUGAAGGAGAUUGUCUGUCUGGCUGUCAGUCCUCCUGAGACACAUGGGUAUGAUCACUCAUUUGAGAUCUACUCGGAUGCAGAGCGUCUCUACCUUUUCGGCACUGACAAUCCUGAGACCAUGAGGGAAUGGGUGAAAUCUAUCGCCAAGUCAUUCAUCCCUCAGUGUGCGGAGGAGUUGCUGCAGAAGGAUUUUGAGCGGAUUGGCCGCUUGCGGUACAAAGACCCGCUGAAUCUGGAGAGCUCCAGGGUGGGCUGGUUCUGCCUGGUGGGCUCCACCCUGCAUGUGUGCCUGGAGGACAGCCACGGCCAGGAAACCAUCCACCUGCAGAAACUUCUAGAGCUGUCAAGGGAUAAUGAAGUUCUGGUGCUGGUUGAGAGGGGCAGAACGCUGUAUAUAGAGGGUGAGAGGAAGUUGGAUUUUCAUGGCUGGGCGGCUGGGAUCGAGAGGGCUGCUGGAAGUUCUGGAGAUACGCUGCGUCAGCAACAGCUCACCGAGGCCGACAUACCGGUUAUAGUGGAGCGCUGCAUUCACUACAUCACGCAAUACGGGCUGACGUCUGAGGGGAUCUACCGUAAGAGCGGUGUGAACAGUAAGAUCGCCGCCCUUCUGGAGGCGUUCAGGCGGAAUGCUCGCUCUGUGUGGUUGAAGGAGGCGGAGCAGCAGGUGGAUGACGUCUCCAACGUUCUGAAGAGGUUCUUCAGGGACAUCGAGGAGGGUCUGUUUGGCCAGCAUUCACAGAACUGGCUCACCACUACAGCUGUUUCAGAUGAAAGCAAGAGGAUAUCUCACUAUCAGCUUCUGUUCAACAACCUGCCCCGGGUCAACAAAGCCACACUACGCACCCUAGUCAAUCACUUAUACUGUGUUCAGCGCUUUUCCGAGAUGAACCAGAUGAACCUGCAUAACUUGGCGAUAGUGUUUGGGCCGACGCUGUUCCAGACAGAUGGUAAAGACUACAACGCCGGGCGUGUGGUGGAGGACCUCAUUCAGCACUACAUCGCCAUAUUCCAUGUAAAUGAGCAGCAGUUAAAGAGGCAGCUUGAUGAGAUCACCUACAUCAUUAAGCUGAGAGACAACCUCAACCCUAAAACAGGACCGGCCAGUGGUGAUUUUAUCUGUACAGUGUAUCUGGAGGAGAAGAAGGAGACAGCGGAACAGCAUGUGAAGGUCCCGGCCUCUAUGACGGCAGCUGAGCUAACGUUUGAGAUCCUGGACCGACGGAAAAUGACCUGGAAAGAUAAAGACUACUGGUGCUGCUUUGAGGUCUAUGAGAAAGAAGAAACAGAACGUCCACUGCACUAUCAGGAGCGUGUGCUACCCAUCCUGCACUCUCUGGGCACAGACAGUUACCUGCUGGUGAAGAAGCAUCACUCCAUGGAGGCCAUGCUGGUAUAUCUGGCCAGCAAGGUGGACGUGACUAAGCAUGGCAUGCUGAAGUUCAGAGAGGAGAAGAGUCUGCUUGGUUUGACCACCGGCAGCUUCAAUGACAGAUACUUCAUGCUCAACCAGACGUCAUUACGACUCUACAAGGAUGUUCGAAGUAAUCGGGCUGAGAAGGAGUGGCCAGUGAAGUGUCUGAAAGUUUUCCAAGGCAUCAAGAAGAAGCUCCGCCCCCCUACUUGCUGGGGUCUCACCGUCGUCUAUGAAAGUGAAAGAACAGAGAAGCAGGAGAAACAGCAGUGGUAUCUGUGUUGUGACACUCAGACGGAGAUGAGAGAGUGGUUUGCUACGUUUUUGAGUAUACAGCAUGCCGGGGUGCUCUGGCCGGCGGAUUGGGUGAAGUCUCGAGCUGCGAGUCGCGCUGCGAGUCGCGCUGCGCCGCCGGACGCCCGGCUCGGUAACGUCUCCCUCAUUCCUCUCCGCGGCAGCGAAAACGAGAUGAGGAACAGCGUGGCUGCUUUCACUGCCGAUCCCCUCGCUCUAUUUGGAAAUCUAUGACCACCGAGUAAACGUGCCAGCGUAGAUCUUCUGUAUGCCGGAGGAAGGAUCUUCUUUCAGCUGUCCACGGCCGAGCCUUUUGUAGAUCACUCCAGAAUACGUGGACCAGUUGGACCAUCCUGUUUUUAACAUAGAGAACUUUAUGUACAGUUAUUGACCUCAUCCCUCAGCUUGCCUUCCAGGACUGCAUUUGACCCACAGCUCUAUAGAAACUGAAUCUUUCUCACUCCUCCUGGAAUUUAUCUCCUGCACCUGAAUGUCUGAUUGUCACGUUUGGGAUGUGGUUGACCUUGACACUGUUACACUUAAGUGUUCCUUGGACCAGGCUGAGAAGCUUCAAGAAGGAGAGCAGGUUCUACGAAGGGUUCCUGAACCUGCCGUUAUAGAGUAUGGAGCUUCUGGACUGUUUUGGACAGCAAUCGUUUGGAAGAUGUUCCUCUUCCACAAGCAAUGUGGGUCACUAGAGCUGCACGAUAUUAUUAAAUACAGAAAUACCGUUUAUUCUAUCAUGGAGGUGGUAAAUGGGGUUUAAAUGUUGAUAUGUGUACAGUUAUGCUCAGUAGGGCUCAAAUCUGAGCUGGGGAACCAGUAGAAAAUGUUAAGGGCCUUUAAGCAUUCAAAUCAUGCUUUGAAUGUGAUGAUUUCUGAGAAUUAAAACAUAUAAGCACUAAUUUCAGUUCAUUUGUAUUUAAUAUAUUAACAGUACUAGUCUUACAGCUAAAUGAGCCGAAUCUCCCAUUGGUUGGGCCUAUAACGGUAGAACUGAAGACCGAAUGCAUGAAAGCGAGCCUUUUGUUGGUGUUUAAUCAGUAAUAGCCCAAAUAUAUAAUAUAUAUAUAUACACCAUAUUUUUCAGACUAUCAAUGAACGUCUUUUUUCUUAUCUAUUUUCGUACAUAUGGCGCAACGGAUUAUAAGGCUCAUUAAGCAACACUAGCAAGGAUUCCUACAUCGAAGUGAGCAAGGGUGUUACCAUGCUUCCCUUCUAAUAGGGAAACUGUUUUUUUUUUCCAAAGUCAAACAAGUGCUUGAUGUUAAUCUCCACAGAUUUCUCCUGAAAACUGUUUAUUUGGGUGAGUAAAUUGCUUCUGUUUAUUUAUAGUAAGCUUAGAUUUCCAAUAUUUAGCUUAAGGUCAGUUUUCAGUAAAGUUUCUCCAGCACUAAGGCUGGAUGCAACGGAAUUAGCAUUAGCUGAUAAUUGCAGCAGCUAGCAGGACGUUAAUGCGACCUGAUAGCGGUAACUCAGGGCGCUAUCAGCUAGCGGUUCAUCCUGCAUAGCUUGUUUUGUUUUUUUUGUUUGUUUUUAUAAUUUUAUUACUCAUUUUUUCCCAUUUUCUCCCCAAUUUACACAGCCAAUUACCCAACCCACUCAUGCCCCAACACACCAGGAGGCUUUCACAUGUGCUUCCUCCGAUACAUGUGAAGCCAGCCAUCGCUGGCUCCCUCUGCGCACCGGCAGCUUCAUGGCAAAGCUGCAUGAGCGGGGGUUCGAACCUGCGACCUCCCGCUCAUAGUGGCAGCGCUUUAGACCACUGGACCACUCUACGCCCUCUGCAUAGCUUGUUUUAACAAGGCGAACACACAGACUACUAUCCAAUAUACUCUACUCUGAACGGCGAACGAGCUAGCGCUGCGGUUAGCGGCUAAUGCUAAUGCUGCUGCACCCAGCCUUAGUGCUGGAGAAACAUAUGAAAACUCACACUAACCUUAAAACUCUGUACUUCAGUGGAGUGGCUUUACUGCUCCCUAACACCUUACUGGUAGAAUUCAUAGAUAAGGCACACCAGAUUCUAAAACUUUUUUUGAAAAUUAAAGGAUUUUAUGUGCAUCUUAUAGUCUGAAAAAUACGGUAUGUAAACUUUGCGCCAAAGUACUACUGAAAUCCAACAGUAGUGCUAGCAUACUUUGUAUCAUACGUCUCUAAUAGUUUUAAAUAGUUUUAAUGCAGGAAUAUUGUCGUUUUUGUUGGUUAAUAUAGAAUAUAGUAAAAGGACCAAAUUUACAGUAUUUUCAUGACAUUAAUAACCCUGUUUGCCACCAUGAAAUGGGUAGAAUGACCUGUUUGGGAUGAUGUCUUUAUAUAAGUGUAAGUAUUUUAUUAGCUGUGUAUUUUAAAUGUAUUAAAUUGAAUAUAAUGUCAGUAAUUAAAGUGAUUUCACAUUUUACAUAGUUAAACUACAUGAUUGCUCUGAUUCAUCUACUGCCACCCUCACCCAUGAUUGGUCAGCAUGUUCCCAGAGCACGCUGAUUGGUUGGUUACAGGACGGCUAACAGGUGAUACUGUAUAUUGUGCAGCUCUAGCUCGUGUUAUUGUGUAAUCCAGUAUGCAGUGAUCCUGUUUGUAGCUGCUGGAUUCGCUGUUACUUUGUUUUAUAUUUCUUUGUGUAGUUUUUUUAAUUCUGCAUUCCAGAUGGAAAUUCAUGUGAAUUCAGUUGAUAUUUAACAGAAUGAAACACGUAGGGCUGGGGGAGGAGAGGAGCUGCAGGACUCGAGCCGAGCUGUUACUAAUCGUUAGCGUCUUCACACAUGUGGGCAGAGCUGACACACCGGCCCAGCCACUUCAUAUUCACCACUCACUUAGGGGCACACACACACACACACACACACACACACACACCAAAACACUUGCUUAUCUCUUCCCUGAGCGCUGUCUUCCCAGAUUAACUCGCUGAUUUUUUAACAUUCUAUUAAAUUAUUUAUUUUUUAUCUCCUCUUAUUCUGGAUGUUCAGCUCCUAUCAUGUCCUGCCCUGAAUCCUAAAGGCACAAUUUACAGGUUCUGAAAAAGGUUCUGGGUGUGUAUGACUGAGCGUGUGUGUGUGUGUGUGUGUGGAUGUGUGGUUGAGUGCACUUGUAUUUGUAGAAACUUCCACAACUUUGUUUAUAUAUACCCGUUGUCAGGGUUCAAAUCAGUCAGUGGAGCACCUGUGUUUUCCGUUGCCAAGAUAGCAAUACACCAGAAAUGUACCUGAACACACCUCACUUCCAGACCACCACACCCACCAAUGUAGAUUUAUAUAUUUACAAGCACAGUUGCGAAUAGAUUGUUAGCGGGGUGAAAGAUAACAAUGAACAUCACAACAAGCCUUGUGUCUGGUGUAAAAUUUUGGGUCAUUUUGGAGAAUUUCUAUUGAUCCAUUCAUAUUGAAAUUUUGCCACAUUAAAAAGGACAUCUGCCAGUUUCAUAUUAUGCCGUAUUAUGUGACUAAGACAUUUAAAUUAUAUUUUUUCUUAUGUCUCUAAAUCUAUGAAGGACUGAUGUAAUGUAAAUGGGUCAAUGGACACGAUGCACACAUUUGUGGUAUAGUUUAUAUUUGCAUAAUUAUAUCUGGUGUAAAUAACCUAAGGACUCUGAGAACUUCCUAAAACUGCCUAAAUAUAAAAGACUUAAACUAGAUAAAUGAAUUUAAACACAACAAGAGUCUGUUUUAUCCAGAAUUAUCCUGCUAAUCCCAACAGCAGAAGAAAUAUUAGAGUUAUAUUCACAGUAAUAAUCUUCAGUUCCCUUUUUUGCUGGGUUCCAGGUUACUUAGCCUGUAUGUAGUGUGUGUUUUGUAGGUGGCAGUUUACUGAUAUUUGUUCAUUUGUUGUUGUAAUUUUUGAGUGUUUUACUUGAUGUAAUUUCCUUUUUGUAUGUCAGAUUUUGAACAGCUUAUUCAGUGUUUUGUCAGUGUUUAACCUGUACAGAUUUACAAAUGCUUCAACCUUCUGUGAAUAUUAAUUUGAUAGGAAGAAAUUAAAACAAUCAACAAGUC